This is a messenger RNA of Phanerochaete carnosa HHB-10118-sp, 1587 nucleotides long. RefSeq lists its product as uncharacterized. The record is from RefSeq and is a predicted model, not a curated record. Bases 103 to 981 code for a protein of 292 amino acids. The transcript has a single exon. Lineage: Eukaryota; Fungi; Basidiomycota; Agaricomycetes; Polyporales; Phanerochaetaceae.
AAAGGCAGCGUAGACCCCAAUAGAAAACCAUGUCGUUUGCACAGUCAAUCCGACGCCACAGGAUUAUCCGGCACUACAAGUUCGCAGAAUCCUUCUGUUCCUAUGCCCACAACCACCCUUUUACCGAGCCUUACCACGUCCCUGCGCCCCGCCACUUCCUUGGACCCUGCGAUUGGCUCAGCGGGAGCAGGAAACCCCUCUAUGCCUCAGUUCCCCAGCACUUCUCCCCCAGACACUUCAGUGAGCAGCACUGCUUAUCAUCAAUCUACCGAUCCUCCCCCUUCCACCGUGAGCUCGAGCAAGGAUACGAAUACCCCUACACCGUCGGUGGCGCAGACUUUCGUUUCCACCAGCUCUCAUAUCCGAAGCACGACAAAUGUCGGAGCGAUAGCUGGUGGUGUCCUAGGUGGUGUUGUCCUGCUACUCUUGGUAGUUCUACUGGUUCUUCGCAAACCAAUGUCCAGGUACCUCCGACGUGCCCGCAAUAAGCGCAUCGCUCCGUCCGCGGAAUUUGUUAAUACUUCUUCUCAACUCUUCCAUAGUCAAUCACGAUUGACCGGGCUGAGCACCACGCCUGUUGUUACCUCCAGUCAUCAUAGGGGGAAGUCGUCCUUUUCUGUGCGAGACCUUGGAGGAGGCUUCGACGAGCGGCCUCCUCCGUUCACCCCUGGUUCAUUCCGUGAUCCCGUGAUUGAGAAGGUAACAUCUGCCGCUCAACAGCGAGAGAUGUUCUUUCAGACGCAUGCUUCACCUCCUACGCAAAAUGGCCGGGGGAACGACGACUCGGAUGCACCGUCUUUGUACGACCCAUACGUUCUCCCAAAUCCUUUCGAGCACUCUCCCGGCUAUCCGCUGGACACGUUCGACUUCCCUGCGACAUCCCCUAUACUCAGCAGCGAAGAGGACGAAACUGCUGCUGGGCCAAGCAGUACUUUCGGGCACGGAGAGUCGUCCAGAUUGACCAAGGGGUGGGCAGCAUAGGGGCCGGCGCCUUUAUGGCUGAAGGGAGGGAAGGGUUUCGAAGGUGGUGUGAUGUUAGCCGGCCCGGGAGGAGGGGGAGGCAAUGGCUAUUCCUUGGCUAAUUUUAGGCGAAGGCUGCGGCGCCUUCAUCUCAUUCUUAAUAUCCCAUCAAUCUUCGGCUUCACAGACUCCUCCUGUCACGCGUCUGGGAGGGUCGCUACACACGGCUCCGCAUCUCACCAGAGUGUCCCAGCGCCGCAGGCGAUAGUCUCGUUUCGCCUCUCAUAGGUCACUGUUCAUCUCACCGGCAUCUACGACCGACUGACUUGAUCCGUUUCUUACGAUUUAUCUGACCAGUGGCGGUGCGUGCGUCGGGCGUUCGUGUCCGUAGGUCGGAGAUAUCUCCGUAUCGAUGCCUCUGCUUUUGAUUAUGACGUCUUACUUAUCUGGGCCUCGCAGUAAUGAUUCGGAGUCGAUGUUCAGCAGCUGCGAGUUGGUGAAUUUUGUACUACUAUAUAGCAGUCCUGGCCUAUGUCUUUCGACCGGGAAAUACUGUUCUACUACGACCGUUAUCUCAUGUAGCGCUCCCGUAAAAUUACAGGUGGCGGUUACUAGCUAAGUUCCACC